Pieris rapae (cabbage white) is the source of this 2300-nucleotide messenger RNA. Its product is annotated as probable G-protein coupled receptor Mth-like 4. The transcript is spliced from 8 exons. Gene Ontology annotation, biological process: cell surface receptor signaling pathway. Gene Ontology annotation, cellular component: membrane. The record is from RefSeq and is a predicted model, not a curated record. Gene Ontology annotation, molecular function: transmembrane signaling receptor activity. Bases 84 to 1319 code for a protein of 411 amino acids. NCBI's taxonomy places the organism in Eukaryota, Metazoa, Arthropoda, Insecta, Lepidoptera, Pieridae.
ACGUAUAUGAACUUAUUUUAGUGAAUCAAGCGUCGGUGAAGAAGUCGGUCGUGUUCAUUCACCUUAGUCCGGAACGUUUUAAAAUGUUUCGAAUACUGUGUGUUCUCGCGUGUUUUAAUUUAGUUCUAAGUGACCCUCUAAACACCUACUGCUGUUUGGAAGAAGAUGGUAUUUUGGACGAAAAUGAAGCAAUCUGUGUAAAUCCAGUCAAUGAUAGUAAAAAGCCUAUACGGUUCAAUUGUGACAUUACCGUAAGAAUAUUUGAAUCGGUUUACAACUUUACAGUGAACGAUGAUGCAUCGGCCACCUUAUUUUUUGGAGAUCAAUCUUUCUUACAAGACGCGGGAACAUUUUGUGCCGCAAAUGAAACUACGAAUAACACGCAAAAAUUGUUAUUACUUUGUGAAGUACAGGAAGAGACGACGACGAACUUAGUAUUGAGUUAUUGCAUGAUAGUUUCAGCAAUUUUUCUUGCCUUAACCGCUAUAGUAUACUGCGCAUUACCAAUCCUAAGAGAUUUACAAGGCAAAAGCAUUAUUUGUUUCUGCGUGAGUUUAUCGCUGGGCCUAAUUAUUUUGGCCAUAAUGAAACUCAUGGAAUAUUCCGAUAUGAAUUUAUGCGCUGCUCGAGGCUUCCUGACCUAUUAUUUUAUGGUAUCAAGUUUCUUCUGGAUGAAUUCCAUCUCGAUACAGAUUCUAUUUCGAAUCAAACGUCCAUCAGUGCCCGACUAUGGCUGGCGCACCUUUUCGUGGUACGCUCUUUACGCGUUUGGCACACCCGCGCUUAUCACAAUCGCUAUGGCCAUUAUCAACUUCCACCCUGGAAAACAUCAAAAGCCAGGCAUCGGUCUCAACACUUGUUGGUUUUACGAUAAAAGGCAACAAUGGUACUACAUGUAUAGUGUACUAUCAAUACUCAUGGCACUAAAUAUAGGUAUAUUUUUCUACUUGUCAGUUUACUUGUGGAGACAAACCUUCCUAUCAACACACGUCAAGGAAUUGCGUUAUAAGUUCCGAAUGACAUUAAAGAUGUUUAUUAUAAUGGGUCUGCCCUGGAUAUUUGAAAUGAUUAGUACUUUCUUCGAACCACAUAUCAUUUGGACACUCUUGGACAUAUUUAACCUCAUCCAAGGCCUCUUAAUAUUCAUCGUCCUAGUCGUGCUACGAAAGCGUGUAUUAAAAGCUCUAUACAAAAGAGGCUGCCUGGAUUGCGUUUCCGGUAUAGUUGAGCGAUACCUGGCGAUCGCAGAAGACGACGAAGAAGUUGUGCAACACACCAUUGACGUGCCUUUAGACGAUAAAAAACAUAAUAAUAUUUGAAGAGAUCUUGCUGGAAAGGCUUUGUGUCUAUUAAGAUACCAUGACUGGUCUGGGAAUUCACUUACAAGGCCAGAGGACAGAUUUAACACGGUUAAAAACUACUACUAACUACUACUACUAAUAUUCUUAAGUGUAUGUUAAUAGAGUUUAGUUAUAUUCAAUCAAAAGCAGCUAUAAAUAAUAUUAUUUUACAUUGAAAUAUUAUAAAAUAUUUCAAAAAUCAUUAUUUAUUCUGAUAAAAUUGUAUGUUUUACAAACGACGUUUUAAAAACGAUCAAUUAGAUUAGAUCAAAUCAUUUUCAUUUAAUUGAAUGUAUUUUAUCUAAUAAUUUUAAUGUGCUACCAUGAUUAUGUUAUUCUUUUAUUCGUUUGUAUCUUUCUAUCCAGUUGUGAUUGCGCUACGCUGAAAGACAGUGAGGUGAAAUUGUAUAAAGAUUCGCUGGAUUGUGAUUGGUCAAUCAAAAUACGGAUCGCGUCUGUGAUAAGAGAUGUUAAUGAUUAAAUAAUUUUGUCUAAUGUUUUAUAUAACCAACGACAUGAAACUCUUUAAUGGUUACAAUUGUGUUUCAAAAUCAUUUAAAUUGUAAUAUUUAUAUAACAGUAACAGAUUUGCCUUUAGCGUGCGACUCUUAUCAGUUAAGUUUUUUGUUUCUUCUGCAUUCUGUCUAUGUGUGUAUAUAACACUCGCUCGUGCGGUGGACGAAUAAUUAUAAUAAGUUAAUUGUUUUUUAAUUUGCGCCACUGGAUAAUUAUUAAUUAUAUAAGUAAAUUGUAUUUAAAAUAAUAAUUGUACUUAUAAAUAGGAGUUUCAAAGAUACCUAGUCGAUACGAUAACUUAUACACAAAACUGAUAAAACUGAGAAUUAGGAAAAAAUUUACAAAACAUUUCAUACGUUUAUAUAAUAUAUUUCAUAAUGUUUAUAUUUAUACCUAUGUGCCAUAUUUGAACAAUUCAUUAGAAUGUACAUAAUAAUAAGUUUA